Lagopus leucura (white-tailed ptarmigan) is the source of this 1608-nucleotide messenger RNA. It is a transcript of the gene RLBP1, whose product is annotated as retinaldehyde binding protein 1. The transcript is spliced from 8 exons. Gene Ontology annotation, molecular function: phosphatidylinositol bisphosphate binding. The record is from RefSeq and is a predicted model, not a curated record. Gene Ontology annotation, cellular component: membrane. Lineage: Eukaryota; Metazoa; Chordata; Aves; Galliformes; Phasianidae. The coding region runs from base 307 to 1257 and encodes 316 amino acids.
CCCUCCGCGCGCCCUCUGGGCCUCCAGCUCCCUCCUUCCCUCUCCCCAUCAGCCUUUUGGAAGGCUUUAGUGGGGUUUCCUGCCUGGUUUACGCGGACUUAAUGAUAAAGCUGCGGUGAGUUGAUGCCUUGUGACGGCCUAAUCCCAACCCGGUGACUCUACAAAGCUUUCGCUGGGAUUUCGUGCUGCUCCACUCUGCUCCUGCUGCCCAGCCCUGCUCCAGCAGCCCCCAGGCCCUCAACCUCCACGGUCGGUUUGGCAUUCUCUGAUCCUGCAUACUGCAGCUGAUCAAGUCUAAAAGAAGACAUGUCUGCUGUUACGGGGACCUUCCGCAUUGUCUCAGAAGAGGAGCAGGCACUGCGCACCAAACUGGAGCGCCUCACCACCAAGGACCACGGCCCUGUUUUUGGGAGGUGCCAGCAGAUCCCCCCUCACACCCUGCAAAAGGCAAAAGAUGAGCUGAAUGAGACGGAGGAGCAGAGAGAGGCAGCAGUCAGAGCGCUGCGGGAGCUGGUGCAGGAGCGGGCCGGCAGUGAGGAUGUCUGCAAGGCAGUGGCUGAGAAGAUGCAGGGGAAGGAUGAUUCCUUCUUCCUCCGCUUCAUCCGUGCCCGCAAGUUUGAUGUGCACAGGGCCUACGACCUGCUGAAAGGCUAUGUGAACUUCCGCCAGCAAUACCCCGAACUCUUUGACAACCUGACCCCUGAGGCCGUGCGCAGCACCAUUGAAGCGGGCUACCCUGGCAUCCUGGCCAGCAGGGACAAAUAUGGGCGGGUAGUGAUGCUCUUCAACAUCGAGAACUGGGACUAUGAGGAGAUCACCUUCGAUGAGAUCCUUCGUGCCUACUGCGUUAUCUUGGAGAAACUGCUGGAAAAUGAAGAGACCCAGAUCAAUGGGUUCUGCAUCAUUGAGAACUUCAAAGGCUUCACCAUGCAGCAGGCAUCAGGGAUCAAACCUUCCGAGCUCAAGAAGAUGGUGGACAUGCUACAGGACUCCUUCCCAGCGCGGUUCAAGGCUGUCCACUUCAUCCACCAGCCCUGGUACUUCACCACUACCUACAACGUGGUCAAACCGUUCCUGAAGAGCAAACUGCUGGAGAGGGUGUUUGUGCACGGCGAGGAGCUGGAGUCCUUCUACCAGGAGAUCGACGCUGACAUACUGCCAGCAGACUUCGGUGGCAACCUGCCCAAGUACGACGGCAAAGCAACUGCAGAGCAGCUCUUUGGGCCCCGCAUCGAAGCUGAAGACACGGCGCUUUAAGUCAGGAGCUGCUCCCCUUCCCCUGUAAAAUAAGAUCAGAGGUGGUCCCCUAACCCCAACCACUUCCAUACUGUAGCAAUGGAUGAGUGACUGCUCUGGGUGUGUUGCUCCGUGUCUGUUCCUGUCCCCAAAGCUGGCAGCAGGCUGCCUGGCAGCGGCUGGGAUGCAGCGAGCACGUGCCUUGCUCUGCUCCAACCUUAGCCUUUACUUCUGUGGGGCAAUACAGCCAGAGAACACUGUCUCCACAGCCAGCUCUAUGUGCCCACAGUUGGUCACUGGGGAGCAACACAACCAGAGGAUGCCACUGCAGAAGCCCCUGCCAGGGGCUGGCUGAAAUAUGUAUGCAGAGAA